Molecule: messenger RNA, 11252 nt
Organism: Malaya genurostris
Lineage: Eukaryota; Metazoa; Arthropoda; Insecta; Diptera; Culicidae
Gene: hyd
Product: E3 ubiquitin-protein ligase hyd
Exons: 16
Coding region: 400-10131 (3243 amino acids)
Biological process (GO): protein polyubiquitination; DNA damage response; regulation of double-strand break repair
Cellular component (GO): nucleus
Molecular function (GO): ubiquitin-protein transferase activity; RNA binding; ubiquitin binding
Source: RefSeq, a predicted model, not a curated record
GUCGCUCUUGUUUCCAGCCAAAAGCACGGUCGUCAGCAGCAAUAGCAGCUGCGAAUUAGUGGCUGAAUGAAAGCAUGUUAAGUGAAAAUUUUUUCUAGAACAUUGAUUCAGGUGUUAUAAAAGCUAUUUUCUUUGUGCGGCUAGUAGAAAGAUUUGUUAUUUCCGCUAUUCCCGUGAAAAUCUGGUGAAGUUGUGCAGCCCUACACGGUAGUGGAAAAUCGUGAUUUGACCUGCACGAGUUUUGCUCGCACACGGCUGGUACUCUGGCAGCGCAAGGUGAAUACUAAGGAAGAGGAAGAAGCAACAGAAGAAGAGCUGACCAGAGUGCGUGCAGACGGAAGAAAGCGAAAAAUUGCCUUUUUCGAGUUAAACGGCAGCGAACCUAUUUGAAAAUAGGCCAUGUCGACGCUACAUUUCGUGGUGCAUCCGCUGCCCGGAACGGAAGACCAGUUAAAUGACAGAAUCCGAGAAGUCGCGGACAAAAUCAACAAGUACGGAGUGCAAACAUUGCCAGCACUUCAAUCGCUAAAAGUUCCCGUAAAGCAAAUUGUGAUCGGUCCUGCCCAUUUGGGAAUUUUGCUGGAGGAUGGUCGAGCCUUCCGUGUGGCAUUUUCGAUUAUCCCCGAGCGGCUGGACCUAAGCAAGCAGGAUGCAAAUAAAACCGGUGGCAAUGCUGGCAAUGCGGCCAGCCAGUCGAACAACAAUUCGAAAAAUUCUCCGGCAUCGAGACAGUGCCGGACCCGGGCCCGUAUUAUGCGUACCAGUAAUUCGGUUCGAGGCGGCAGUAGUUCCCAAGGAUCGGGUUCACGCAGUACCGGUGUCAUAAUGGGCGGUGGAUCAUCCGGCAGCCGCUCGCUAGUGUCCGUUCCGGCUCCGUUCGUACCGGAAGAGCUGGUCACACAGGCGCAGGUGGUCCUGCAGGGCAAGAGCCGUAAUCUGAUCAUCAGAGAGCUGCAACGAACGAAUCUGGACGUUAAUUUAGCAGUGAACAAUCUGCUGUCGCGUGAUGACGAAGGCGGUGAUGACACCGAAGAAGGAAGCGAUAAUUAUGUGGCAGAGGAUUUGAUCUCACUACUGGACGGAGGUUUUCACGCGGACAAUAGUGUAAUCAUUGACGCCGAAGCAAUGUUCUCGGAGGAUAUGUUUGGGUUCUCGAACAUUCGGAAUUUGAUGUUAUACAGUCGUGCUCGUAGUGAACGAAAUCAGAACAGCUCCUCGUCGGCCGGUGGCUCCGGCAAUGGUUCCGCUGGCGGAGGUGGAGGUGGAGGAGGAGGAGGCGGCGGAGGCGGAGGUGGAAGCAGUGGUGCAGUUGCGGGCGGUGGAACAUCCGGGGUCAGCGCUGGCGGUGCUGCAGCAAGUGGAACCGAACAAGCUAACACUGGAUCAGUACGUCAGAGUAGCGGCGGUACAUCUGCGGUAAAUGUUUCCGGUGGCAACGGAACAGGCGGUGUAUCGGCUGUCGGUGUAGCCGGGACUGCCGGUGUUGCCAGCAGUGGAAGCGGUGCUGGUGUUGCCGGCGGUUUAAGCAGUGCCGACCGGGAAGGAUUCGGACGCUGGCGAGAUCGACAGUAUUUCGGACCGCGUCGUUGGUUUCAAAGUGGCCGAGAGGACGGAUGGGACAAAGAAAGUGUUAAACUUUACUAUACUUUAGAUCCAAAAAAGAAAGAAUAUUCAUCUGGCUACCCGUUGUGGGUCUCGGAUGAGCUGGAAGCGUGGCCAGAGAAGGAGCAACCGAUUCGGUUCACCGAAAUUGCUUCCCUGUAUACGGAAUUCAUCGGGGUAACCAGCAAGGGUGAGCUCCACCAGUGGCGUUGGGCUGAUGUGGAACCAUACCGGAGUAGCGAGUCCAACAACAUCUUUCAUCCGAAAACGGUCCCGUUGAAUCUGUUGUACGAGAAAGUAACGCACAUCUCGGCGACAUCGAUCCGUUGUUCGGUGUCUACCGAGAGUGGUCGGAUUGCUACUUGGAUGGAUGAACUGCUGGGUUAUGCGGGAAACAAAUUGGAACACGUAGCGACAAGCUACCCGGAGUUUGCUCUGGAUAAGAUUGUCUCACUGCACACCUGCACGCUGUACACGGUAGCAAGAACGGAAAGUGGUGAAUUGUUUUGGUGGGGUGUUUUGCCUUUCGGUCAGCGCAAGCGUCUCUGGGACAAGUAUAAAGCAAAAGCUAAGAAACCUGUUCGACCAAGCGUAAACGCACCGGAAGUGACUGUGGGUGCUCAAGUGUGUAUGAAGAACAGUCCCAUGUAUCAGCACGGUGCAAUCGGAUUCACGAUAUCGAACGGUGUCCCGAAGGUUGGUCAACUGUUGAACGCAGCCUGGGAUUUGACCAACAUCUGUCGGUUCAAGUUGCUUUCAAUGUCUACACUUUCACAACAGUUGGGCCUAGUGUCUGGGCCAAUCCCGGUCAGUUCCAAUAGUGGAAUUAUCGCUCAACCGGUGGAAACAAAGGAAAAACCACCCAGCACCGGGAGCGGUAGUAGCACAAAGCAAAGCUCCGGUGGUAACAAUAAGGAAACGGCCGACCGAAUGGAUAUGCCACCACCACCGUCGCCGGCGUCCAGUACCUGUAGCGAUACGGGCAGUGUAAGCAACUCGCACAAACGACAGAAACGAAUGGCUCCGAAGGAGGAACCCGACCCGAAGAAAGACGAAGAGCAGUGGCUUUUGAAGGAUGUCAUCUUCGUGGAAGACGUUCGUUCGGUUCCGAUCGGACGAGUGCUGAAAGUGGACGGUGACUACGCGGCUGUAAAGUUUCCCCCGUUGCUUUCGGCUGGCAGCGGAGCCGGCAGUUCGUCCGGUGGGGGAGUCGCUAGCAGUGGCAGUAACUCGAAGGAUAAAUUUGACGAUACAAUCGAAGCGUGGCAGGAUUGCCGUUUACUGCGAAAAGAUGACCUACAGGUGAUAAAAUCGGCUACGACCUCUCGGGUGCCGGAUUGUUUCCAGAAGAUUCCGAGAAGAAUUGUGCUAAAUCCGCACCUACCGAGUGGAGAAUCGGGAUCCCAACUGUUGACGAUUGCCGUGGAUUCCAAGGGUAUUCAUGCGAUUAUGAAAACCGGCACGAAGCUGCACUAUUGUCUGUUUAAUUUGAACACCGGUCGUCAGGAGCAGGACAGCGUAUUUCCAACGGACAUUUCCUCAUUUCUGGGUGCUUCGGCACAGAAUGUGUCACUGACCUGUGCUGGUGAUUGUUCGGAUAGCGUCCUGUUGUUACGAGACGGAAAUAAUACCAUCUAUCCGAUGGCGAAGGAUUGCGUGGAUGCCAUUCGGGAUCCAAGUUGGUUGGAUUUGCCACCGAUCAAGUGCAUAGCAGCUGCAUCAUUGACACUUCCAUCCGUGGGAGUGAAUCUGAAGUCCCAGGUAGCGUUGGUUGUGCUGGCACCCGAACAGCAGCAGUUAAUGUCCCGGAUUUUACGAUGUGACAUCGAAGGCGUCCGUCACGUUUUAACGCAGCUGGGCGAUGAAUUGAAGAGUCAGCUAGUAUCGGUUAUAUCGGAGCAUACCGAUAGGAACAGAAACAUUAUUCAUGCGUGUAUUAGCAUAUGCUCUCCGACUUCCAACAAAGACUCGGAUCAGGAUCUGCUAGCUCCGGGUGCCUCCAGUUCCGGGACCACCAACAGUGCUUCGGGAGGUCCGGGCUCGAAUACAGCUGGAUUGGAGUGCAUAAACGUGAUAACGAAUACCAUGAUGGGAAAUCGUCCGGUCAGCAUAAGAGAAAUAAUGCGUCGUAGUGUUAAUCGUGAAAUUGACACCUCAAACUCUAACAGUGCUCCUCUGCCACCCGGAAGUGAUGAGGCACCGGGUGGAUCAAUGCCGGUGGUUUAUUGGCCUCCCGAAUAUGACCCUACCAGUGGCGAUGAAGAUAGUAUGAGUGGUUUAAAUGCACCGCAAUCUCACAAAGGUCUUAACGAAAUCUACAUUUCCGAUCCCAACGAACGUCGGGCGAAUGCACUGCAAAUUGUACAACUUCUUUGCGAAAGUUCGGUGCUUCAGCCAUACCUGAGACAACUUCUGUGCGCAAAAGACGCCCAAGGACAGACGCCGUUUAUGCUGGCCGUCACGUGCCGUGCCUAUCAAGCGGGAAUCAUUGUGUUUAAUGCUAUCCUUAAAAUCGCCAACGGAGAUGCCAGUCUGCGUGAUUCUAUGAUCUUUCCACCGGGAAGUGCUCCCGAUCAGUCACCGCUGGGAACUCUCUGCUGCAACGAUACGUGUUCGUUUACGUGGACCGGAGCCGAUCACAUCAAUCAGGACAUCUUCGAGUGUCGCACUUGUGGGCUGACGGGAUCUCUGUGCUGUUGCACGGAAUGUGCCAAGGUUUGCCACAAGGGUCACGACUGCAAACUAAAGCGAACUUCUCCGACGGCGUACUGCGACUGCUGGGAAAAAUGCAAAUGUAAAGCGUUGAUUGCUGGUAAUCAAACGAAACGCUACGAACUGUUGUGCAAAAUGGCCACCGAUACGGAUCUCGUCACGAAAUUUAAUUCUCGUGGCGAAUCUAUUCUGCUAUUUCUGAUCCAAACCGUCGGUCGUCAGAUGGUCGAACAGCGUCAGUAUCGUGCCACUUCCCGGGUGAGAAAUUCCGGAAACGUUAGAAAAACACCAUCGCUGGAGGCCGACAGCGAUAUGCCGGAACAUGAUUUAGAACCACCACGCUUCGCUAGGAAAGCACUGGAUCGAUUGUUGAAUGACUGGCCGGCGGUACGUUCGAUGAUUAUGACGGGAGCUGAGCUGGAAAAACCCAUCGUGCCGAAUCCGGCACAACCGUUCUACGACGACGACAAUCAGCAAGUCUAUCUACAAUCGCAAAGUGGCACAACACUGCUGGAUAAAUUCACUCAUAGUCUAAUUGUAAGAUGCAGUAAUGAUCCGCUGGAAAAACUCCUAGUUACUUUGGUAAAUGAACUGCAAAACGAAACCAUACCGAGUCGGAUCGAGGAAGCCCAAAAGGUAGCCCGGCGAUUCGUACGCUCGGUUGCACGCGUAUUUGUGAUAUUCAGCAUCGAACGUUUCCACAAUCCGGAGAAGACUAGAAAUUCUACGACCCAAGCGAAACAUUUGCAGGCCUACCGGAGAGUUUUUACGACACUGUUCAAGUUUGCCAUCGAAGAGCUAAUUGAAAUUUCCGAUGCGUUGAUAACUCCGGUGCGGCUGGGAGUGGUCAAACCAACGGCUCCCUUCUCGUUGUCAUCCAGCAGCGUUGAUAGUACGGAUGAUCUGUUCUCGGUAGAACCACUGGCACCGCCGACAAAUCGAAGUUCGAACAUUGUCGAUAUUAGUGCCGGCAGUGCCCGCGGAGAACCGGCCGAAGGUGAGCGGAACUCCAAUUCUGGGUUCAUGUCUCGUAUCAACCUACGUCUGCGUGAUAUCGAAGAUAACAACGAUGCGGAUGCAAUGGUUCAGGACGACGGAGAAACGUCGGAACAGGAAGAGAUGUCCGAACGGGAACAACCGCCUCCGAGAAGAAGUUCCGGUGUUCGUGCGGUUGCCAGUUCAGCCGCUAUCAGUGCCACCGAGGAGGAAUCACAGGAUCCGUUGAGAAACGAAGAUGUAGCGCAAGGGGAAAGCGAUACCGAGUUCAAUUUCCACGAAGCCGAAACCGAAUCGGACUCGGACGAUAAUCAGAGCACACAGGACGCGCAGCGAAGUGUGCAAACCGGAGCAACGGCGGGAUCGGACACAGGUCUGGCAAUGCUGUUCGACAACGAAGAUGACUCAGGCGAUUCGAGCCAACCGGAUGACGAAGGAUCGGAGGAUGGUGAGAGCGAUGAUCAUUCGCACGAAGAUUUCAGUUUAGGCGAUGAACAACUGGAGCGUAGACAAACUACCAGCGGUAAUCAGCGUACGAAUUUGGCUCCUCAAUCGAUGCAGUGGGCUAUCCGUAGUCGGGAUACGGCUGGACCGGAGCGUGUUCGCCUAACUACUGGAGGAUCCAAUUUGGUUUUCAUCGAUCCUAAUGCCUUGAGACGAACUACGACGGCCAGUGCUGCUGUUACCGCAGCGCAGCAACAGGAAUCACCCACAAUGACAACUACCGCUAGUGCGUUGGCACGUGCUUUCGGAAUUGUCUUGAGACAAAUUUCAGAUUUGAUCGGUAUGCUGCCGACUAGCUUUACGGGUGCGUCGUCCGCGUUGGAUGUUACUCAUCAGGAGGCAGUUCAAUUGCAAAUGUACGUUGAGAAACGGCUCAGACCUACUUGGGAGUGGAUUCUAACCGUUAUGGAGGCUACAGAAGCUCAGCUUCGGUUCGGUGCUUCGUUAACGGAUUCUACGGAUUCGACUCAUCCACUACACCCGUUGAAUACACCGAGUUCAUCGAACAAUAAUAACAACACAUCCAGCGGUAUUAUGACCGGAGUGGUUGCACGCAGUAGAAAUCGAGCUGCCAUCAGUACUUUAGGUGCAACCACCGCUCGAAGUCUCGGAUUCAGUGACAACAGUAACAACGAGCGCAGCACGCGAGAUGGAUCAUCUUCAUCAGAUGCCGCCUCAAGUCGUCGCGAUUUCCUGACCUACUGUCUGUCGCUGAUGCGAGCACACAAUUCGGAACAUCGGGACUUCCUGCCGGUGUUGGACGUGACGGCACUGCGUCAUGUGGCGUAUGUUCUGGAUGCCAUUCUGUUCUAUAUGCGGGCUACCAACGAUUGUGACAUAGAUCGUACCACAACCGGUUCGAAUGUGUGGGACGAUCAAGAUGAGAACGAAAACGAAGAUACCGAAGAGGACAUUUCGACUUCGAUUGUGAUGGACACCGAUUCGGUGGAUGAUGAUAUGAUGCGCCCGUCCUUAGGACGUCGGCAUUCGUUUUUCCAGCGGUCCGAUUCGACGCUGUGUUUAGGAUGUCCCGCACCGGAUCCCUUCAACAAUGCGCUAGCGGAAGCAUUACCGCUUGCCGAUCAGCCCCAUCUGCUGCAACCGAACGCUCGCCGGGAAGAAUUAUUCGGUAUGCCGAAACGUCCGAUAACAUUGCCUGCCAAUACGUCACAACCACCGACCGGUGAUGGGAAUGUAAACCUAGAAAUUCCACCAGUUCGACUGAGUUUGUCAUCUGGCAUUAGAGACGAUGGAUCCGUCACACAGGGAGAAGGUUCGGCUGUAACCGGAGGAAACGUUGAGACUGUUGCGAUGGAAAUUUAUCAAGAUGAGUCAUCUCAAGACAGAAAACAAAGUAGCACCAGUGGUACGGUUGAAAUUGCCAUUCCGGUCAGUAUCUACCAGGAUGCGAAACAGCACAAAACCACGAUCGUUGUGAAUGAGAAAGGCGAACCCGUUACUCCGGCCAAAGAAAUCCCGGUUGGUUCGGAUGCGGAACCGAAAGCCGGCCCGUCUGGUGAGCAAUCACAAUCUCCGAAACCACCACCACCGCCACCGCCGGUUGCGACCGGAUCGAGUUCAUCUGGAGAAGUCUACUACAAGAAGAACCGACUAUUCUACAUCAAAAACAAGUACAAUGAGGAAUCCGAUAUAGAUAUCGACGAAAUAAGCAUUAGUUCCGAUGAGCCGCAGGAUUUAUCACAGUGUAUUAAACUGGAUCUAGACACAGAUCAAGAUCAUGACGAAUUGUCCGAAUCCGACUCGGAGGAUUCACAUCAGAUUAUAAAACGUCAGAAAAUGGAUGAAAGCGUAACGAAUGAAGAUGGGGGUUCGGUUGUUGUGGGUUCCCAGGAUGCUUCCGCAUCAACAAUUCGGCCACCGAUUAUUGUCACACGUCGGAAAGUAGCCAUGGAAACGUCGCAGCAGCCAAGCGGAAGUGGAUCAGAUGGACCACCUGCCGUAAUUACACCGCAGAGUAGUUCCGCGUCUGUAUCAUCCUUAUCGGAGCAACAGGGCAGUAUGGCUUCGUUUGUGACAUACUCGACGUCACAAGUGACGGUAGCUACCGGAUCUGGAACGGUUGUAGCCGCCAGUGGAUCCCCCGGAAAAAGUGUUAUCGUUCGGGCUGGACCAUCAACGUCAUUCUCGCCAUCAUCUAACGCUACAACUGAGGUAAUACAACAUGCGGAAGCAAUGGAUUUACAGGAAAUUUCCGCUCACGUUACAGUUGAAACGACACCAAAUGUGCAGCAGACAGUUCAGCAAGAACUUCCCCCACGGGGAAUUUAUCUCCGUUCCGGCAAUCAAAUGAACUCGUCCAUUCUAUCCGACAUUCUGCUAGGCCGUUGGCGUCUAUCGUUGAUAUUGUUUGGACGGGUAUUCCUCGAAGACGUAGGCAUCGAGCCGGGCAGUGUUAUCUACGAACUGAACGGAUUCCCCGUAAAAGAAGCAAAGUUCAGGCGGUAUAUGGAGAAAUUACGCAAUGCACAGCAGAAAGAUCUUACGUUGUCGAAGAUGGAGCGAAACAGGGCGGCACUGCUAACGCAGACGUUCAAAGAACUGAACACCCACUACAACAACCGAAGACUGCAAUCACCGUUGGCGUUUAGUCGAGUGAAAGUAACGUUCAAGGACGAACCUGGAGAAGGUUCCGGUGUUGCCAGAAGCUUCUACACUUCAAUUGCGGAAGCACUUCUAGCAAAUGAAAAAUUGCCUAAUUUGGACGCAGCGCAAACCGGUGCAGCAAAGUAUACAUCCGUUCCUUUCAAUAGUAUGUUACAGCGACCGCGUGGUACAAGCGGAAGCGGUUCCACACCUGCUGUCGGUGGCGGUAAUGGCAACGGAGGUACCAAUCGGGAUUCUAAUGUACGCCGUGGAUUGUCCAGCAAGCAACCGUUGUGGAGGCCAAAUCGGGACUCGAGAAAAACGCUUAAUUACGACGCAAGGCCAUUCCGACCGGCUAGCGAGCAGGUUCAAGGACCUAGCAGUGGCAACGCAGGCGUCGGUGGAAACAAUAGUCCACCAUUCUUGCAAAUUAACGAUACUCUACCCGCCCAUCAACAACAGCUUGGAGAGCGUUUGUAUCCAAAAGUCCAAGCAUUAUAUCCAAACAAUGCACCGAAAAUUACUGGAAUGUUGUUGGAUCUGCCGGCAACUCAGAUUCUAAUGCUGCUGGCUUCGGAAGAGAGCCUUCGUCAAAAGGCUAAUGAAGCACUGGAGAUUAUUCUGAGUCGACAACGAUUAGAAAUAGAUAAUUUGAGUGUUGCCGGGGCCCCUGGAUCAUCGGCAUCGGUGACUGUCGCAGGAAGUCCAGUCGAACAACAACAAACCACUGGAAACACUAUAUACUCACCAAAUCAGAACGCGGGUCUGUCGAAAAAAAGUGGUCCGGUUUUGAUUUUAGAAGACUGUCAACUUGACGCCCCGCUUUUCUAUUCGCCUGGUAAGCGCGGAUUCUACAGUCCUCGUCAAGGGUAUCCUUCCAGUGAACGACUGAAUGCAUUUAGAAAUGUUGGAAGGCUGAUCGGACUGUGUUUAUUACAAAACGAACUGUUUCCACUGUUCCUUCAACGACACGUUCUUAAGUAUGUCCUGGGCCGGCAGAUCCGUUUUCACGAUCUGGCAUUCUUCGAUCCGGUUGUGUACGAUUCGUUGCGACAGCUGGUGAAAGAUUCGCAAACCAAGAGUGGAAUCACCAUUCUGCAGAGCUUGGAGUUGAAUUUUGUUAUCGAUCUAAUUCCCGAGGAAGGCUCCGGUACCGUUGAGUUGGUGCCUGGUGGACGAGACAUUCAGGUGAACGAAACUAACGUGUUUGACUAUGUUCGCAAAUACGCCGAAUAUCGUAUGAUUAAAACCCAGGAGAAAGCACUAGACGCAUUGCGCUCAGGUGUAUUUGAUGUGCUGUCUGACACGGCACUGGAUCAACUUACAGCGGAAGAUCUGCGGCUACUGCUGAAUGGCGUCGGUGACAUUCACGUCGGAACCUUAAUCUCGUAUACUUCGUUCAAUGACGAAUCGAAUGAAAGCAGUGACAAGUUGCUCAAAUUUAAACGGUGGCUAUGGAGUGUGGUGGAAAAGAUGAGUAAUUUGGAACGGCAGGAUUUGGUCUACUUCUGGACCGGAUCACCCGCCUUGCCGGCGUCCGAGGAAGGCUUCCAACCAAUGCCAUCGGUUACAAUUCGUCCUGCCGACGAUGCUCAUCUGCCGACGGCCAAUACUUGCAUAUCCCGGUUGUACAUCCCGCUAUACUCAAGCAAAGCAGUUCUCCGACACAAAUUAUUGUUGGCGAUUAAAACGAAAAAUUUUGGAUUUGUCUAAAAAUGGAACAACGGAAUAAUCAGCUUUACUUUAUCGAAUAAAAUAAUUGCACCAGUGAUAGAGCGAUGAGGCAGCGAAACAACCAACACCCAAGAGAGAGCACAUGAUCGAUGUUUAAGUUCUGUUUAACGCAUUAAAUUCAUUCCGCUCCUUUCGUAUGUAAAUAUUUCGUUAAACUGCGUUUAUUUUCGCUAAGAAAUCUUAUUUUGGAUUUGCUCCCUGCUCAGACGUGAAAUUCGGAUGUCAACGUUCGCGGAAUCUGAUAGCCAGCGAACGCUGUAAUAACGGAUCAAAACUUCAACCAAACUUGUGUGAAUCCAGUCACACAAGCAAAAAAAAUAAUAUAAAAUAAAGCAAACACGCCACGCGUUCGCUUUUUGUUUUUCUUUGUCUGUAGCUGAGCAAAAGGAAGAGAAAUAAAAUCGUCGCGUUUUAAUGUGAUUGAAUCAUUUAUAUGUUCGAUAUAAAUGCAACUAUAAAUAAAUUUAUAUAUAUUUAUCAUAUACAAAGUUAAAAACGUAAAAUACUGUAGCGUUAAAAGUAAGACAGAGUUCUUUAGAAGCAACAACACGUAGAUAGACUUAGGUUCAGCUCUAAAUAAUGAAAUGAGAGGGUGUAUGAAAACAGCAGCAAAUAAGGCUCCUUCGACUCAGUAUCGUACUAGGGUCAAAGCACAGGCACCAGGCUUGACGUUCUACAAGUAGAAUGCGCGAAAAGAUAGAACGAAGUGACACGCAAUGAGAGGAUUUUGAUUUGCUCUACUAGAACAUGAAUUUUGUUAUUCGUAUUUCCGUUUUUAUUAAGUUUCAUCGAACUAACCGUCUCAAUAUUUUCUAAAUAUUUUUGUUUGCCGUUUCUAGUUUCUUCUUUCAUCUUCUUUUUUGUUGUGAAAAAUGAACGACUUAUAAAACCGCCAUGAGAGUUAGCAAAAUUCAAAUAUCAGGAACCGGGAAAAAGAUCGGAUGUUCGAUACUAACACGAACGCGCACUUUCUUCUGUAAAACUGUGUAAUUGAAUUGAUAACAGCUGGAACAUCUAACCAACUAUAAUAAUUAUUACUGGAGUCAACUGAACUAUUAUUUCGUAAUUUCAAGGAAAUACACUUAUAAUGAGAAAAAAAA